UUAGGGUCAAUUUCGCAUCUCGUAUCUAGUGAUACACUGCAUGAGGCUUUGAUGCUUCUCAACGGCCGUCCGCGACAGCUAAGAUGAGAGAGAAUACAAGUAUUGUCUCCAGUAAGAUGUAGGCUAUAACGUAGUAUUAAUAUGAGCAAUUAGCGGAAGUGAGAAUAGGAUAUGAAGAAAAUAAUUAACAGUCAUGUGAUGUGUUAGUUUUCCCUUCACCCACAGAGUGGUGUGUUCUAACUAGAUCGUGUCUGCUGCUGAUACAUUUGCAUUCGUAGAAAACGGUAGUUUUUAAUACCUUUAAACAGGCCAAGGAAUAGCCGACUGUAUUUGAUAUUACUACUCUACAAUCUGAGACCCAGAUCAUUGCUGUAUAAGUAUUAAGCUGGAGCAAACUAAGUUUAGGUGAAAUGUCUGCUGGCAUCGAAUCGAUUUUACCCAGCUGGUCAGAAUCGGCUAUUGAAUGCAGAGGGGUUUGCAUGUCCUAUGGGAAGUUAAAUGUUCUCAGCAACCUUGCUCUGACUGUUCCACAGGGCCACAUUUACGGUUUACUGGGACCAAGUGGUUGUGGGAAAACAACACUCCUGAGAUGCAUUGUGGGAAGGCUGAGGAUUUCAAAGGGUCGCAUUACCGUACUGGGCAAACCCCCAGCAUUCCCAGGUCAUGGAGUUCCAGGAAGAAUGGUUGGAUACAUGCCACAGGACUUGGCUUUAUAUGAUGAGUUCACCAUCAGUGACACUUUUUGGUUCUUUGGCCGAAUUCAUGGACUCACAUCCAAGGAAACAGAGUCUCGCAUCUCCUUCCUCAUUGAGUUUCUGGAUCUCCCGGAGAAGUCCAAGCUGGUCAGAAACCUCAGUGGAGGACAGAGAAGGCGUGUCUCGCUGGGCGCUGCUCUCCUUCAGAACCCUCAGCUGCUUAUCCUGGAUGAACCCACUGUGGGCGUGGACCCAGUGCUUCGCUCCAGGAUAUGGCACCAUCUUUUGGAGAUAGUGAAAAACGGGCAGGUGUCCAUCAUUAUUACCACACAUUACAUUGAGGAGGCCAGACAAGCUAAUGUGGUUGGGUUAAUGCGCAACGGUAACCUGCUUGCAGAAGCCCCACCAGAAAAGUUAAUGCAGCAGCAUGGAUCUUUAACGCUAGAGAGUGCCUUCCUGGAGCUGUGCCAAUCCUCAGAUCAAUCGGCUUCACAACUGCACUUGAAUGCAGAAGGGGCGGAGAAGGAAUUGCACCAGCACUCUGAAGACUGUGAUGAAUCAUUCCUUAUACUUUCAGGAAGCAUAAAUCAGGAGGUGAUGGAGGAACCUAAACUUAGAGUGGACUGGAACGUGUGGGGAAAACAUAUUUUUCCCAAGUGGAGAAAUAUUGCUGCUCUCAUGAUAAAGACAUUUGUCCGGAUGAAGAGAAUGCCAGGGUCUCUUUGCUUCCAGUUCUUGCUGCCGGUGAUUCAGAUUUCUCUGAUGUGUCUGUGUAUCGGAGGAGAGCCAAAGGAAAUACAGGUGGCUGUAGUGAAUAAUGAAACAGACGGUCUUUUCUUCAGCCAGUCACUUCUGUGGCACCUAGACAACAGUAGUGUUCACCAGGUAUUUGUAAACCAGUCAAAAGCCAUUGCUGGAGUAGAAGAUGGGCAGUACUGGGGGAUAAUAGGAUUUGGUGCAAAUUUCUCCAAGUAUUUACUGCUCAGAAUCAUGGAGAAGCAAGUUACCGAACAGAUUGUUGAUGGAGGUUCUGUGCAUGUUUGGCUCGACAUGACAAAUCAGCAAAUUGCCUUUACACUCCAGCUUAAGCUACAAGAAGCAUUUGAGGGUUUCGUCAAGGAUGUGCUUGGCAUACAGUCCUACUUGGCCUCCCUCCCUGUAAAAUUUGAAGUUCCUAUAUAUGGAAGCAAAAAUCCAGAUUUCACUACCUUCAUUGCACCAGGUGCAAUUGUGAGUAUCACAUUCUUCUUGGCUGUUGGCUUGACGGCCUUGUCCUUUGUAAUGGAACGUAAACAAGGGCUGUUGGACAGGUGCUGGGUGGCAGGUGUCAGUUCCCUGGAAACUAUGCUGGCUCACCUGUUUUCUCAACUCUUCACCAUGGCUGUGCAGAUAACACUACUCCUAAUCUUCGUCUUCCUCGUCUUCAAGAUCCCCAAUGAAGGGUCCCUGGUGCUUAUAGUGAUCCUCAUCUUUCUCCAAGGUGUAACUGGCAUUUCAAUGGGGCUGGUGCUCUCCUCAGCCAUCGAUGAUGAACAGUCUGCAAACCAGGCUUCCCUUGGCAUCUUCUUUCCAAACCUCAUUAUCAGCGGUAUUAUCUGGCCCAUAGAAUGCAUACCUUACCCUCUGAGAUACUUGAGCAUGGCUUUACCCCAGACCUACGCUGCAGAGGCUCUGCGCUGCAUCAUGUCCAGAGGUUGGGGUUUAACACAUGUGAUGGUUUGGAGAGGCUUUGCUGUCACGUUGGCUUGGAACACCUUCUUCCUCAUUCUAGCUACAGUUAUACUGAAGAUAAGAAGAUGAUCAGUACAGCAAAUACUGGAGUUAAGAACUCAAUAAGCUAGCUGAUUAUGAGCUUGGUAGUUGCUAGCACAAUCAAUUGAAAUUUUAUUAGAAGAGGAGGAACAUCUCUACCCAAAGAUACAAAUUUACUUAAAGCAGCUCUCUCUGAUAUACUUUUUCGGGAGAUUCUUUGCAGUUUUAUAGAGACGAUAAUCUGAUCUCAGUAUGGGUUUACGUCUUUGAUUUGUGAGUGAGUUGAGUAUGUUUGUGCUGUCCCUGUUUUGUACCAUUGAUUUUCUUGCCCCCAGAUACUAUACCACAGCAGCACUGAGUGAAAAAGUUGUGGCAUGACAAGGCUUGACACUCAUUGGGACGCUCCUGUCCCUACUGAUAGAACCAUUUUAUUAUUAUUUUCUUAGAAGGAGCUGAUUAAUAAAUAUACCAUAUCUGAGUUUUCAACCCUGAUUAGGGGUACAAACUGGAAGUAAUGCACAAUUGGAAUUCAAAUCUUUUUUAUUUGGGUAAUAACAGCCUUAGUUUCUAAGAUACACAAUAAAGCUAAAAUAAGUCAAGUAGACAAUACAGGGCAGCAGUGUGGAGUAGUGGUUAGGGCUCUGGACUCUUGACCGGAGGGUUGUGGGUUCAAUCCCCAGUGGAGGACACUGCUGUUGUACCCUUGAGCAAGGUACUUUACCUAGAUUGCUCCAGUAAAAACCCAACUGUAUAAAUGGGUAAUUGUAUGUAAAAAUAAUGUGAUAUCUGUAUAAUGUGAAAUAAUGUAUAAUGUGAUAUCUUGUAACAAUUGUAAGUCACCCUGGAUAAGGGCGUCUGCUAAGAAAUAAAUAAUAAUAAUAAUAAUAAUAAUAAUAAUACAUUUUUCAUUAGUGUUUCAUUCAAUGUUUAAAGUUAAUGAUAACCUAAAGAGACCCAAAGCAUCAAGGCUCCAGUGUGGAACUACAUUAAAAUGGAGAAAAGCCUUGGUGAUAGCUGAAUAUUUUUAUCAUUCUGAGUCACACACAGCAGCCAUGGUAUUACAUUGCAUUAACUGGGUAAUUACAAAUAGUCCUUGUAUUUUCAUAGUAAUUACUGAAUAAUGGAUAUGGCGUUGUGAACAUCACCCUAUGACCUGAUGUAAUUACACUACUUACUUAUUCCACCAGCAAUUGCCAUGUCAGAGGAGAAGCCAUUGGUAGUUACACAAGUUAUUACUAAAGUAAUACAUGGUUUUAUUAUUGUUAUGUAUACCUCUUAAGAACCACUCAUCCACUUGUGAUUACAUUUGGCGUUAUUCCUUAACAUAAGGAGAUGCUGUUCUACAUUCUCUUGUAUAAGUCAUUGUAGUGAAGAUGGCAUUGUGUUGUUUAUAUCCUUGGCAUGGAUAUGUAUUUAAUUGGCUUUUCCUUUUUUUUUUUUUUUUUUUUUUUACUAUUUUUAUAAGCACAUUUACUCAACCCAUCUUCCAAAGAACAUAAUUAUCUCUACCUUACAGUAAUGAUGUUAACACCAUUGCAUUACGGUAAACCAUGGUAAAUUCAUGGGUAUGAACAAAUAAAUGAUUGCUAAUUAGAAUACGCAGAAUGCAUAGAGGCCUGUCUAGAAAUGUAAUAAUGCAAAACAAAAAUAAAAAUAAAAACUUGA
Messenger RNA from Acipenser ruthenus (sterlet), 4112 nucleotides. RefSeq names its product ATP-binding cassette, sub-family H, member 1 (gene abch1). Gene Ontology annotation, cellular component: ATP-binding cassette (ABC) transporter complex; membrane. The coding region runs from base 411 to 2495 and encodes 694 amino acids. The transcript is spliced from 20 exons. Gene Ontology annotation, molecular function: ATP hydrolysis activity; ATP binding; ABC-type transporter activity. The record is from RefSeq and is a predicted model, not a curated record. Gene Ontology annotation, biological process: transmembrane transport. NCBI's taxonomy places the organism in Eukaryota, Metazoa, Chordata, Actinopteri, Acipenseriformes, Acipenseridae.